Molecule: messenger RNA, 1554 nt
Organism: Alexandromys fortis (reed vole)
Lineage: Eukaryota; Metazoa; Chordata; Mammalia; Rodentia; Cricetidae
Gene: Vstm2b
Product: V-set and transmembrane domain containing 2B
Exons: 6
Coding region: 59-988 (309 amino acids)
Cellular component (GO): membrane
Source: RefSeq, a predicted model, not a curated record
UGCUGCUGCCGCCGCCUCUCCGCGCCGGGCCCCCGCCGCCGCCGCAACCCUGCGGGAGAUGGAACAGCGGAACCGGCUCGGCGCCCUCGGAUACCUGCCGCCUCUGCUGCUUCACGGCCUGCUGCUCUUCGUCGCCGACGCAACAUUCACCGAAGUCCCCAAAGAUGUAACCGUGCGGGAGGGAGACGAUAUCGAAAUGCCCUGCGCGUUCCGGGCCAGCGGAGCCACCUCAUACUCGCUGGAGAUUCAGUGGUGGUACCUUAAGGAGCCUCCCCGGGAGCUGUUACACGAGCUGGCACUCAGCGUGCCAGGAGCCCGGAGCAAGGUAACAAAUAAGGAUGCAACUAAAAUCAGCACCGUGCGUGUCCAGGGCAAUGACAUCUCGCACCGCCUUCGGUUGUCUGCUGUACGACUGCAGGACGAAGGAGUUUAUGAGUGUCGUGUGUCGGACUACAGCGACGACGACACUCAGGAACACAAGGCCCAGGCGUUGCUGCGCGUGCUGUCUCGGUUCGCACCGCCCAACAUGCAGGCUGCUGAAGCAGUGUCCCACAUCCAGAGCAGUGGCCCGCGGCGACACGGAGCCCCCAGCGCUGUCAGCUCCAGCAAUGCAGGUGCUGCUGUCCGCACCACCUCUGAACCCGGGUACAGCGACAAGAACCCACCUCCCGGGAGCCCUCCCUCUAGACCAGAAGUUCCGGAGGCAGCCGCGGCUGCUGCUGCCGCCUCUGAGACCCACACAAUCACCACCACUGCUGCAGCAGCUGCUGCUGCUUCAUCAGCUUCAUCACCAUCAGACCAGGCUUUCCUUCUGCGCCAGAGGCACGGUUCCGGGAGCAUGGGGACUGGAGGUGUGGCAGCGUGGAAGCAGACAUGGUGCUGGAGAAGUCUACAUCUUGAUCCAAAGGCAACAGGAAGUGAACUGAGGUACCGGCCCUGCCUACAGCACAGACCCUCUGCUGUCGCUGCUCUUGUUAGCGCUGCAUAGGUUCCUGCACCCAUUGCUGGGACACUGACAGCCAUAAAAUUUCGGCAGCCACGCGGGGGAGGACCUUGCCACAUGGACACAAGGACCAAGGGAAGCAUGAAGAAGUCCAUGCAGAAAUAAAUAAAUCUUAUUUUUUGGGGAAGUAACACAAAUUUAGAAGACUUAAAGUAACGCAUCAAGUUUCCAGAUAGGAUAGAGCGAAGGCCGUGCAGUCUGCAUGGGGCGCUGAGCUCUCCACGGCAACGUCCAGUUUCUGUUUCUUUCCUUCACGUGCCCUCCGAGUCUUCAUUUUGCACGAACUGUUGAACAGGUACUUUGAGGAUAAUAUGUAAAAAAAAAAAAAAAAAAAAAAAAAGUCGGGUCAAAGCCUUUCUGACAAAGUAAAAUAUUUUUAGGAGAUUAUUGUGUUUAGAAAUUUUUUUUGAAUUUACUUUUUCUUUGGGGGCUUUUCUUUAUUAAAUUAUUUCUUUGGAGACAUUUUGAUUAAAAAAAAACACCAUAAUUAAAACUCACUGUCAAUAAUAUUUAUUUUUAAAUAAAGAUUGGAAACAAGGGUAUAGUUGUUU